Larimichthys crocea (large yellow croaker) is the source of this 4060-nucleotide messenger RNA. It is a transcript of the gene kirrel3a, whose product is annotated as kirre like nephrin family adhesion molecule 3a. The transcript has 16 exons. NCBI's taxonomy places the organism in Eukaryota, Metazoa, Chordata, Actinopteri, Sciaenidae. The record is from RefSeq and is a predicted model, not a curated record. Gene Ontology annotation, molecular function: cell adhesion molecule binding. Gene Ontology annotation, biological process: synapse assembly; cell-cell adhesion. Gene Ontology annotation, cellular component: cell-cell junction; plasma membrane. The coding region runs from base 177 to 2504 and encodes 775 amino acids.
GAGGAGAGAGGGAGGGAGGCGCAGAGUCAGAGCGAGGCAGCAUGAGCCUGGGAGCUGAUGCAGAGUGAAGGGAAGAGAAGGAGCCACUGAGCCGACAGAGAGGAGAAACAAAAAGAAGAGCCGGAGCUGACGGAGGACGCUACAACAACUCUUUGCAUGUUAAACCUCCUGCGACGAUGACCUCCUGCCAGCUUCUCCUCCUCCUCCUCCUCUGCUGCUGCUUUGCCAGCUCGGGGAGCUCCGCCGUGUUCACCCAGCAGCCCACAGACCUGGUCGUGGUGGCGGGCCAGCCAGUCACGCUGCCCUGCUCCAUCCCCGGGUACCACGGCAUGGUGCUGUGGCUGCGUGACGGCAUGGCGCUCGGCGUUAACAGAGAUCUGUCAGGUUACCCUCGAUACGACAUUGUUGGAGACCACAGCAAAGGAGAGUAUCACCUCCUGAUCCAGAGAACGGAGAUUCAAGAUGACGCUUUCUUUGAGUGCCAAGCCAUCCAGGCGGCUAUCAGAUCCCGACCCGCCCGCCUCACCGUGCUCGUUGCACCCGAUGAUCCGGUGAUAGUCGGAGCUCCGGUGGUGAGCCUGCGAGCCGGUGACCACCUCAACCUGACGUGCCACGCAGACAACGCCAAACCUGCUGCGUCCGUCAUCUGGAUCCGCAACGGCAUCGUCCUCAGCGGAGCUAUGUACUCCAAGACCUUGUUGCGGGACGGUAAGAGGGAGAGCACAGUCAGCACGCUGUACCUGCCUCCGUCCAACAUCGAGUCAGGUCAGCAGAUCACCUGUCGAGCUUCAAACAAAGCGGCGCCCAAUGGAAAAGACGUUACCGUCACGAUCGACAUUCAGCAUCUGCCCGUCGUCAACCUGAGCGUGGACCCUCAGCCGGUUCUGGAGGGAAACCUGGUCAAAUUCCACUGCGCCGCCAAAGCCAACCCACCCGUCAUCUACUACAGGUGGGCCAAAGGAGGUCACGUGAUUCCCGACAUCUUAGGCGACACCUACGAGGUUCUCGUGGAUCACUCUUUCUUCACCGAGCCCGUUUCCUGUGAGGUCACCAACGCGCUGGGUAACACCAACAUCAGCAGGAACGUGGACGUCUACUUCGGGCCGAGGAUGGCGGCCGAGCCUCAGUCUCUGCAGGUCGACCUCGGAUCUGAUGCCGUGUUCAACUGUGCCUGGACCGGAAAUCCAUCUCUGACCAUCGUGUGGAUGAAACGUGGUUCAGGAGUGGUGCUUAGCAACAAGAACACUCUGACACUGAAAGCAGUAAAGCCGGAGGAUGCUGGGAAGUAUGUGUGUCGGGCCGUAGUCCCCAGAGUGGGCGCCGGCGAGAAGGAGGUGUCGCUCACUGUGAAUGGUCCUCCCACUAUCUCCAGCACCCAGACCCAGCAGGCGCUCUACGGAGAGAAGGGUCAGAUCAAGUGCUUCAUCCGGAGCACGCCUCCUCCAGACCGCAUCGCCUGGUCCUGGAAGGAGAGAGUCUUAGAGUCCGGGACGUCUGGACGCUACACUGUGGAGACGGUCAGCACCGAGGAGGGCGUGAUAUCCACACUGACCAUGAGUAACAUCGUCCCUGCUGAUUUCCAGACCAUCUACAACUGCACGGCGUGGAACAGCUUCGGCUCCGACACUGAAAUCAUACGACUCAAAGAACAAGAAACUCUGCGGCUGGCUGUGAUCAUCGGCGUGGCGGUGGGAGCCUUCCUCGCCCUCUCCAUCCUCCUGGGGACGUUAGGCGCUUUCUGCUGCACCAGAUUCCAGAGAAAGGACGUCCAUCUGGUCAUGUCUUCUCUUCCCGUGUCCCUGUCACGCCAGCGAGACGUGAAAACAGAGAAUCUCAAAGGAGUGGUUUCAGCCAAAAAUGACAUCCGGGUGGAGAUCGUCCACAAGGAUCACAACGCGGCACGGGAGAGCGAGGAGCACAUGAACAUCAAACAGAUGAUGAUUGACCGCGGUGAGUUCCAGCAGGAGCCGGUGCUCAAACAGCUGGAGGUGCUCCAGGAGGAGGAGAAGGAGUUCCAGCACGUCAAGGAUCCCACCAACGGCUACUACAGCGUCAACACCUUCAACGAGCACCACACCACCCCCACCAUGUCCCUGACUCCCAGCCAGACACCUGACGUAGCCCGAAGCCCGGCCGCUGGAACCAUGACUAUCGGCAAGCAGCGUGUUCCCACUGGCAUGUCCUUCACCAACAUCUACAACACCCUGGGAGCCGGUCCCAACCGCCUGUACGACUACAGCCAGCGCUUCGUCCUGGGCAUGGGCAGCAGCUCCAUCGAGCUCUGCGAGCGGGAGUUCCAGCGGAGCUCACUGAGCGACUCGAGCUCUUUUAUCGACACGCAGUGCGACAGCAGCGUCAGCAGCUACAGCAAACAGGACGGCUAUGUGCAGUUCGACAAGGACAGCAAGACCUCGGCCUCGUCCUCCUCCCACUAUUCUCAGACUUCCUCCCAGAAUUCAGACCUCACGAGGCCUCUGCAGAAACGCAUGCAGACCCACGUCUAACAGCUGGUGGGGCGCCUUGACUGGGAUAACGAGGAUGUUCCAAAGAGCCUUCGUACCUACACAGAUUAGAUGUUUUUUCAGUGAUCGGUAUUCCAACAGAGGGACAUAACGUGAUUUGAAACAGCUGGAAUCAAAGUACGACUUCUUAAUCAUGAGCCAACAAAAAAAAAAAGGUCAUCCAUGACAAUCAUUUGUCUGCUUCCUCUUCUCAUGAAUUGUCAUCAAACACGGCGGUUUGUUGCCAUACGCACCGCACACAUUGCAGAAUAUCAGACGAAAACAAUCAGAGGAAAAAAUAAUGAGCUUUUUUUUUUUUUUAUUAAUGAGAAAACUCUUGGUGGAUAAAAAAACAAACGUACGUGAGCUGGCACAGCAGAACGCUCUGUUAGACGUCACUCAUCUCUUGUACAUCGGUUACACCUUGUUGACUUCCGGUGCUGGCUGCAUCCGAAGCGCGGUGUCUCUUUUUGACGUGCUGUACAUUGUUUCGGCUCUUUAAUGGCUUUUUAUUUUUCUGUGAAAUUUCCCUUUCCCUUCAACGUAUUCGCUUCAAGGAAGGAUCUUUCCUCGUGAACUGAUACACAGAAAUGCAUGGAGAAGCGGACACGCCACAAAGAGGCUUUCCUUUGAAAAGGUAUUUCUGUUUUCCAUCCUCCUGAAAGGACCUCAUGAUGUUUACAAGAGUAGCCCAAGGGUAUUGAGAUCCAUACUUUUCCCAUUUAAUGUGAGACACUUGCAGCUUGUGUGUGUACUAAAUCUCUGGGAAGCACUUUCUAGCUGCCAGAGCAGGUUUCUCAUUUCCAUAUUUGGCUGAUAUCGUGUUGUUUACACUCGAGCUCUGUAAAACCCAGCGUUUUGUGUACUGUGAUUUGACUACUGAAUGACAAGGGGGUGACGAUAAAGUGAGAUUCAUUUCUGCCUGACACUUCUGAUCUUCUAGGGGGGAACACUUUUUGAUGCCCACUGUUUUAGGUGAGCCAGAACGCUGGAGCUGGAGCUGGAGACGAAAUGCUAUCAUUAGUUUGAAGCCUGACAAUUACACUUGCUGUGUUCAAGAAGGAAAAAAAAAAAAGGAUGAGCAAACACAUGUAGUACUGUACUUCCAUGAGGAAAUUAAAAUAAGCCUAUCUGAAAUGAUUAUGAGUCCCUUGGGUGGUUUAAUAGGCCAUCAAUCAAAGCUGUGACACAGUAACAAGCAUGUACGAUCCAAAGGGCAAUCAGCCAAUACAACAGACAACUCCGGCGUGCCACAGCCAGCGAGGACACGAAUAAGAAGGUUAAAGAUUGUCAGUGAAGAAAGCACAAAGUGGUACAUUACAUAGCUACUCAUGUUCUACAAACGAAUAUAACUGAAUAGCAUGGGUUGAUGUACUGUCAUAACUAAGCACUCACAGAUGUUAUAGGCUCACUCUCCUUGUGUAAUAAACCUAAUCUCAUCACUGUCAUGUUGGGCGAUCCGACCUUCCAUUUGGGGAUUUCUGUUGUGAACAUACGUUAAUGUACAGAAAGAUUUUGUGCCAACAUUGUGUUUUGAUUAAAUAAAACUGCAAUAUACC